AUGUUUGCUCAAAAACUGUCAAUGACAUUCAUGAACGCUUUCUGGUGGCCUACACUCGUUUGGCUGUGUUUACUGUCCGCUAUCGUGGCCAGGGAUGGCGAACAAAUUUGCAACAGCAUAACUAUAAUGAACUCCGGUGAACGUCUAGCGUCUUUGAAAAACUGCACCGUCAUCAAAGGCCACCUGCAAAUCAUCCUAAUGGACAACACCAAACCUGAGGACUUCGAGGACACUUACCCCCUACGCGAGAUUACUGAGUACAUGGUCGUGUACCGCGUCACUGGUCUUAUCAACUUAGGCAGGAUGUUCCCGAACCUGUCGCUGAUCCGCGGCAUCCACACAUCCACGUUCCCCGGUCGGUCUCUGAUGAUUCACGAUAACAUUGACAUUAGGGAGAUCGGACUUUUCCGGUUGACCAACAUUACUCAGGGUUCUGUCAUUAUUUCCAGUAACCCCAGUGAGUCUUAUUUUGUUUACAUGUUAAUACCGUUUACGUCGUCGAUCUAACGUAUUAUAUUAAUUUUUCAACCAUGUAGGUAUACUAUGUGUAAUUUUACUUACUACUUCGAGUAGAUUAAAUACAUUUUGUUACUAUUCGUAAUUUUAAAUAAUUUAUAUAAUAUCACGAUUAUUUUCAUGAAAUCAAAAAUGUCAAACGUCGUGAACUAGUGUCGUAGGUAUAGUGUUAAUAUGUAUGUAAAUCUCGAAAUAUAUCCAACGAGUUUUUUAUACACAUUUUAUCUGCAUUCAAAAUUAUCUCUAAUAAUUAUAAAAGUGCUUAGGUAUUUUGAUUCUCUUGUAAGAAAAAAAAAUACUCCCUUAAACCAACUUAAAUUUCUUCAGUAGUAUAUUUGUGAAAAAAAAAAUACAUUGUGUUUUAACCAAUAGAUUCUUCGAUAUUUUAACACUUUGAACGAGGUACAAUAUGACAAAUCAUUUUAAAACAAAAUAAAGCAUUCUUUUAAUAUUUUUGAACACAUAACUUACGAUUCUAUGAAAUAUGAUAAGAAUAAUUAUGAGCAUAUGUAUAACAAAGCUGUAGAUGUAAAUGGUUGCGCAUUGAUUACGUACUAAGAACGUGAUAAUGAGCCAUGAUUAAGUGGCAACAAAAAGUUCUUAUCACGAUUAUAUAUAUAUACGGCGGUGUAUGAACAAAUAGGACCCAGGUCAUUUAGAUCCCAACCAUAACUUUGGUAACAGUAUGGAUCUAGUUGUCUUGGGAUCAAAUUAUAGUGUCUUGAUCUAAAAGUCCAGAUAUCCCAAUGUUAUCAGUAGGUAUAUGCAGCUAUCAUAAUUGCUAGUAUGUCGUUGGUAUAUAGAUAAAUAUUUUUUUGAACUUUCAAAUAAUAAACCCCUUCACAAUAAUUUUAACAAUAUGCACUUGACAGAACCUCGAAUUAAGUGUUUUUUAAGUGCCACAAUGUAUUAUAUUGUUAUGAAGUUGGAAGAAUAAUAAUCCCAUAAAUGGUAAAUUGGAUAUUGAUUUUAUGCAUAUCCGAUUGUUUGGAAAAAUAUUCUCUUUUCAAAUUUGUGUGAUAAGGUAGGGAAGUUGUCAAAUUUUUAAUAAUAAACCACAAACUGAAAUAGCUUAUUGGUAAUGGCGAACAUAAUAGAUAGGUAAGUAAGUAGAUAGGUAAUUUUAAAUUAAUUAUACCUAAUUGACCUACACAAAUGAUACUUCACUACUCUCCUUCUCCUACCCAAACUUAAAAGUGAAAUAUCUCGUCAACAGGUUGGUGGAAAUUAAAAACUUGCAAAAAACAUUAAAAUGUAUUUAUUAUAUUAAUUAUUUAAAUUGUUUGACCACUAUAAAUAAGGAUAAUAAAAAAUAACGGUAAUGUAAAAUGUUGAGCUUUUAUUUUCAGUGUCAAUUAAAAAAAAAUAAUACAUAAAUUCUAAAAAAAAAUUAUAUUUUCCAUAGUUAUAAAAAGAGUUUUGUCAAAGAUUGAUCAUUCAUUCAAUAAUACAAAACGUUUUAGAAUAAGGAACCGGGAAAAAAUGUGAGAAAGAUGGAAAAGAGUAGGAUAACUGGGAAAAUCGGUAAAACACUAAACAAAUAUUAUUAAAGAAAAUAUAUAAUGCCUAUUUAAUUAUUUUACCAUAAUAUGAUAUAUAUAUUGUUGACAAAGCAUCACUAUCAACUGAACUGCGCUCAGAAUCGUUUUUUUGUUAACAAUGGUUAAUCGUUACAGAUAUACAUUAAAUUACUAAUAUAAGUGACUGCACUCGUCCCCAUUAUCCUACGACAGCUUUUUUUAUUUAUCUUUAGAGCUGUGACGUGAACAAAUUAAUCACAAUAUGCCAGUUACAUUAUUAAUACUAUUUUUUUAGAACAAAUUAGUGAGUAUAUGAAAAAUAAAAAAUAAAAUAUUGGGUAUGGAUGCUGUAACUAUUGUAAGAUCUUUAUUGGGGAAGGUGAGAUACACAGAGUUAUUCAAUUUAUACCUGUAACUAACAAUAAACUAUUGAUAACGAGAAACGAUUAAGAGCGAAAGUUUGUUAAUACAUGUUUUGAACGGCCGUAAUAUUUACGAUUGUCGUCAAAAUUAGAUUUAAAACUCUUAUAAAAAAAAUAUACUACAUUAAACUAAUUUUUUUUUUUUAUCAUUAACUACGACUUAUAAUGAACCUUCUAUCAAAGUUUCAAGCAUUUCUAUGAAGUCUAACAAUUUAUCUACAGAGUGUCACCGAGUAAAAAUUACGUCAUUAACUCAGCAAAUUUAAAAUGUCAAUAAAUAACUUAAAAAUUGCUCAAAUAUUUUGAAAGUUUUACCAAAUCUAGGAAAAGUUAAUAUAAUUUUUUUGUCAAUAUUUUAAGUCUCUGUGAGUAUUUUAAACUGAAUUACAUUAAAAAAAAAAAAUUUAGAGUAACAAAAGAAUUAUUUUCGUAAAUUUGUCUGUUCUUUAUAGGUAAUUUUCGGUUUUGCUUAAUUAUUAAAAAAAACUACACUAACAAUUUUAAAACUAUUAAUAAUUAACCGCCAACUGGAUUAAAAAUGUGACAAAAAAAGUAUCUUGUCGUAUUUCGAUUGGCGAAAUGUACCUGAUAAAAAACAUUGGCUACAAAAAUAAAAACGACGAUGCCACGGUGCGCUGUAAAUAUUUUUCGUGUUUCACCCAUAAUUUUCUUUCGGGUUUUCCUAAUUAUUUCGAAAACUAAUUGAAAAAUUAAAAAAUUACCUAUCAAUGCACUUAUUAGAUAAAAUACCCUUCAGAUAUGGUGCUAUAGUCUAUACUUCGGAGCAAGUUUUCUGCUAGGCACAAAAAAUAGAAAUAAAAAAACAUACAUUAUAGUAAAACCAAUAAAUUUUUCUCUACGCUUCGAAUUAAAAAACAAAAUCUGACUAUUUUUACGUGCAAUAUACACAAUAAAAAUUAAAUUUCAUAUUUGAUAUGAAUUUAUUAAAACGGAUACUAUACAAUUAAGAAAAUAUUUUUUUAUCAUUUUGCAACUGUUAUUCAAUUUGAGAUUGUUUUAGAAAAAUUAAUAAUAACAGUUACUUCUUUACAUUUUUGUUUCAUAGAAUUGUGUAAUGCGGCGACAAUUGAUUGGGGGCAAAUUACAAAUGGAGUAAACAGCGACCAGAACAUCAUUAACAACAACGAGACCGGAAGAUGUCCUGGAUGUCACAAUAGCAGUUGUUUAGAAGAUAAAUGUUGGUCACAACAACCUGGCCCCGAUUCCUGUCAAUACGGCAAAUUGAAAGACUGUCAUCCUUUGUGUGCCGGCGGUUGCCAUCAAAACCACUCUGCUAGACAUUGUUUCGCGUGCACCGCGUACAUGCAUGGUGGUGAAUGUAUUCAAGAAUGCCCUUCUGGCUUGUUAGUAUUUAAAAUAAUUAAAAUUAAUAAUAAUUUUUUUUAAAUAAAACUUAAUUUCUAUACCUAGAUUAUAUGUUAAUAAUAUAAAUUAUUUGUUUAGCUAUGGUCAUAUCGGGUCGUGUUUAACCGAAGAAGAGUGUCGCAGUUUGCCCGUAUACCGAGAAGAAUCGACAUGGGACGAUUUGAAUUUUCAUUACAUGCCGUUUGAAAAACGUUGCAUUGAUGAAUGCCCAUAUGGUUAUGAAGUAACACCAGACAAAAAUAAUUGUAUGGUUUGUAGGAAAACAAAAAACGGAAAUUGUCAUCGUAAUUGCAAUAGUUUCAAGAUUAAUGACGAAAUGUUGACAAAGAAAGACGAGUAUCGUCUACACACCAAUUGCACGACUGUUAAAUCUUUAGAGAUUGAAGUCAAGUUUGGCUCUACUGAAGACAUAGAACAUAGACUAGAAGAUUAUGUUGGCAAAGUAGAAGUAAUCUUAGAUCAGUUAAAAAUCAUACGUUCAUAUUCGUUAACCUCUUUGAAUUUUUUUAAAAACUUGUACGAAAUACGUGGCGAAAAAACUGUUAAAAAAAUGGCUUUAGUAAUACGCGGUAACGAAAAUUUACAAAAAUUGUGGACUACCGAAGAUAACGAACCCCGCGAGGUGAAGAUAUUGAAAGGUACAGUAUCCUUUCAUUAUAACCCAAAGUUAUGUAUGUCGGAAAUAUAUAAAUUUGGAAAUUUGUCUACACUACCACCAUUCUCAGACAUCGAAGUAUCACCCAUAUCAAACGGGGAUCAAUUCGCUUGCACCAUUUACAAUUUAGUAGUAGAUAUUAUUAAAAUCCUACCGUAUUCUAUUGUUUUACGGUUGCAUAAACCCAUCGAAGUUGAUGACCUAGAAAGGUUUCUAGUGUAUUUUAUUGAAGCAGACAAAUGGAAUGAAACUAUCAAGACUACAGAGUGUGAAGAUUGCAAUUGGAAAAUCGAAGAUAUUAGUGUGAAAAAAACGGACAAGAACAACGAACCUGAACAAUACCACGUGAUCACUAAUUUAGAGCCGAACACGGAGUAUAUAUACUAUGUUAAAACUUAUACGAUUUCGUCCAAAACCAGUAUGAGUAAAAUAUUUCGUAGUAGAACACUUCCGUCGAAACCGUCUACUCCCGAAAACUUUUCUGCUAAACCGCUCUCUAGUUCUCAAGUGGAACUCAAGUGGAAACCUCCCUCACAUCCUUACGGUAAAUUAGUCAAAUACGUUAUUAGAGGAUUUUAUUUACACGAUAACCCAGUCGUUUUGGAGGAACGCAGUUAUUGUCAAAAUCAAACAUUUUUGGGCGACGGUCUUCCAUACAAAUCCGCAUCGAUUACUAAACCACUGCUCGUAAACCAGUAUUGCGAAGAACAAUGUGAGCCACAAAAAAAUAUCGUAAAUAAUUUGUGUAAUAGUUUACAGCAUAGUUUAGACAUCAAUUUGAUUCCGUUGAACAGUCGCAAGUCUGUGCUUGAAUCGUGUAGUAACUUUAUCGAUGUUUUCGUUGAAGCAAAAUGUAUGUCUAUGCAAACUAAAGAUGACCUGUAUUUUCAAAAUAAUAUAAAUAAGAACUGCACGCAAACGUGGUCAAUCGGUGGUGAGUCUAACAAAAAUUUUAAAACAGGAGUUAGUCGAGAUUACAUUAUUUAUGAGUUGGAUGAAAAUUACACAUCGUUUAAUAUUAGCGGACUUAGACAUUACAGUCAAUACGUAAUGACUAUUUUAGUUUGUAGAGAGAUUACCAAGCUAGAAAAACUUUCCACUGCUCCCCAGGAUCCUUGUAGUCAAGAGACGUUGUUGUUUUUCCGUACGUUGAAAAAUAAUCAAGCUGACGUUAUAGACGACCUCAAAGUCAAAUCGGAAGAAUACAAUCACACUAUUAAUAUAUCAUGGGAGGUACCGACUCUAAUAAAUAGUGUGAUACACAGUUUUCAUUUGGAUUAUAAAUACAAGGAUGCUAUUAUUUUUGAGUCCGUGUGCAUUACUAUGAAAGAAUACAUAACCGCAGGUCGUUCGUAUGUCAUCAGACAUUUAUUGCCCGGUGAAUAUCACUUUAGAAUCCGAGCGGUUUCGUUGGCUGGGGAGGGGCCUUAUACUGAGUUACAUACAUUUUACAUUUCCAGUUUCAAUACACAAGACUAUUUAAAUCUGAUCGUUAUAAUUCUCAUUUGUAGUUGUUUAUUAGUAUGGUUAGUCAGCAUCAUUAUCCGUAGGUACUUUAGGCGUAAAUUAGCCCGCCAAAUAAAUAAUAUUGAGGUAACUGAAGACCAAAUUUAUGUCAGUGUCUAUGUCCAGGAUGAAUGGGAAGUGCCUAGAGAAAAUGUAGUGAUAAACAAAUUAAUCAACAGAGGAAUGUUUGGUACUGUUCAUGAAGGUAUACUAAUGCCAAAUAACGUGCCUUGUGCCAUAAAAUCUAUGACUAGGCCAAACUUUACAAGGUAUUAUAUGGAAUUUAUGAAAGAAGCGGCCAUAAUGAAGAAUUUCAGUGAAGGAUACUUCAUAGUGAAAUUAUUAGGAGUGGUCACGAAAUCUGGACCACCGCUGUUGGUGAUGGAACUAAUGAGCCGUGGUGAUUUAAAAUCUGUAUUGGUGAAAUGUAAAGAAUUCAACGAACCUCCUCCUCCAACCAUGUAAAACAAUUACUGAUUAAGUAUUAACUUUCGAUUUUAAUUUUAAUUUAAUAUAUUUUAGGUAUAGGGUGGUUCAUAUGGCCGCACAAAUAGCUGAUGGUAUGGCAUUCCUAGAACAUCAUAAAUAUAUCCAUCGGGAUUUGGCAGCGCGGAACUGUAUGGUCACUAACGACAUGACUGUUAAAAUUGGCGAUUUUGGUAUGAGUCGACAAAUCUAUAAAGGUGAUCUUUAUUAUAGAGUUAGCGGGUGUGAUUUACCUGUACGAUGGGUGGCACCCGAGGGCCUCGCCAAAGGUAUAUUCGUCAGUCAGUCGGACGUUUGGAGUUACGGAAUUGUAAUCUGGGAAAUUAUGACAUUGGGUGAUCAGCCUUAUACGGACAAAACCAACAGCCAGGUCGUAGAUUAUGUCCUCAGGGGAAACGUACUAAACUUGCCCAUUUUCUGCCCUGAUAUAUUAGCCAAUAUCACUAAAUCAUGCUGGAAUUGGAGACCUAAUCAGAGACCAACAUUCACAAAAAUUAUCAAAACGCUCGAUGUUUAUCUGGAUGAUGAAUUCAGGUAGGUUUAUUUUUUUUAUUAAAAAUUCUAUGUCUUUAAUUAUAUUAUUAAAACAUAUUUUGCUACUUGUCUUUGUAUAGAUCGCACUCAUUUGUUCAUAAUCUCAGUAAAUCUGUUAAUCAGAAACCAAUGGCGCCAUUGAAAAACAAUGUAGCCAAUGAAAAGGUUAAUGAAAAGAGUGAUGACACUGUGGCUGAAUAA
Cinara cedri is the source of this 7226-nucleotide messenger RNA. The record is from the annotation of a GenBank genome assembly. Lineage: Eukaryota; Metazoa; Arthropoda; Insecta; Hemiptera; Aphididae.